GCAGCGCGGGGCGGGGCCUGUCGGGUCCCGUGACCGAGGGCGAGUCACGUGACGUGGCUCUGCCGGCCAAGAUGGCGGUGUGCGUGGCGGUGAUCGCUAAGGAGAACUACCCGCUGUACAUCCGCAGUGUCCCCACGGAGAGCGAACUGAAGUUCCACUACAUGGUGCACACAUCGCUGGACGUGGUGGAUGAGAAAGUCUCGGCCAUGGGCAAGGCCCUGGUGGACCAGCGGGAGCUGUACCUGGGCCUGCUGUACCCCACAGAGGACUAUAAGGUGUACGGCUACGUCACCAACUCCAAGGUGAAGUUCGUCAUGGUGGUGGAUUCCUCCAACACGGCCCUGCGGGACAACGAGAUCCGCAGCAUGUUCCGGAAACUGCACAACUCUUACACAGAUGUGAUGUGCAAUCCCUUCUACAACCCAGGCGACCGCAUCCAGUCCAGGGCCUUUGACAGCACGGUGGCAGCUAUGAUGACCCAGGUGUGCUGAGGGACGCGCCACCACCUCAGGAGCGGCCGGUCUGUCCCUGUGGUGUCCAUGUCCUGUUCCACCCAUGUGCCCCGGAGGCACCAACUAAAGUGUGUGUGUCCAGUAUGCUGUCUGCUCUGCUGCGUCAGCCAGGCUGGGGCCGACAUACGGAGGCCCAGCCCCCUGCUCGAAUGGUGUCUGGCACCCAGUGCUGGCUGGGGAGCCCAGGACCCCCGUGCCUCUGCGCCUCCCCAGCCUCACUGCAAGUGGGCCAUGAUCUCUGGUGACCGUGGGAGAACUCUGGUGGGCAGCAAGGUGGGCAGGCGCAGCAGGAGGAGGGAAACGGGAGGCUCUUCCUGCACAAGACCCCCCAAGCACGGACCCACCCUGCCCUCUUGUGCCCAACGUCCUGGAGGCCCCCUCAGCUGCACGUGGCCUCGCCAGGCCUUCGGCCUAUGGCUGUGUCUCCCACCCGCCUCCCCGUGUCCUGUGGAGCCCGUCGGCCUGGCCCCUCCUGCCAUGUCCUCUCAGCACCCCCUGGGAGCCCGCUGACCAUGGAAGACUUGGGCCGUGCACACUCCCAGCUUCGGGGAGCCUGGGCAGCGGCAGCUGCAGACCCCACUCCCAGGGCCCCCCUCUCCCGACCUGGCGUGGCUCCCCCUCAGGGCCACCGGGCGUGUCUGGCCACGAGAGACACUGUCCACGGUGUCUUUAAAAGAAUAUUCUUGUUUAUUAGUUCA
Sorex araneus (European shrew) is the source of this 1210-nucleotide messenger RNA. RefSeq names its product trafficking protein particle complex subunit 2L (gene TRAPPC2L). NCBI's taxonomy places the organism in Eukaryota, Metazoa, Chordata, Mammalia, Eulipotyphla, Soricidae. The transcript has 5 exons. The record is from RefSeq and is a predicted model, not a curated record. Gene Ontology annotation, biological process: endoplasmic reticulum to Golgi vesicle-mediated transport. Bases 72 to 491 code for a protein of 139 amino acids. Gene Ontology annotation, cellular component: nucleus; cytoplasm; TRAPP complex.